AUGAGCCACAAAAAGAGUGCCCCUUCCCUGGGCUUACGACCUCACAAUCUCUGGGGCACCUUGCAAGGCGAAAAGAUGACUCAACAAAAUGGCGACCAUGCUGCUGCUCCUGAGUCACAAACACAUGGAUUAAAAGGCCAAACUAUUACUGCAGUCCAAGGAAACAAGAUGGCUACAGGAAAAAAGGACAUGUCUGACCAAGCUGCUCCAGCGUCUCAGGCUGGUAAGGAAGGACUACCUGACUUUAUUGUUGAACGAAACAGACUCUUCGAUGAGCUGAAGAAAAAGUACGACGAUGAACUGGCCGCCAAGGAGAAGACCCCAAUCAAAAUUAGAUUCACGCCUGAACCUGGUACUAUCAAGGAGAUCGAAGGCAACGCCUGGGACACUACUCCAGGCAAGCUCUUGAAGGACGUACCGAAAGAACGUGCUGCCAAGAUUGUUGUUGCAAGAGUCGAUGGUAAGGAAUGGGAUCUUGAUCGACCUCUCGAGAAAGACUGCUCUGUUGGUUACUACACUUUCGAUGACAAAGAAGGACGCUAUGUCUUCUGGCACUCUUCAGCACACGUUCUUGGUGAGUGUGCAGAGCACCAAUAUGGCUGUAGACUGUCUCAUGGUCCGCCCACCGAUAUGGGUUUCUUCUACGAUAUGGCGCUGGAACCAGGUAGAGCAGUCACCGAAAGUGACUGGCCUUCGCUUGAAGCCAAAGCAAAAAAGUUCACUACCAAGGACAAGCAACCCUUUGUUCGACUGGAAGUUGGAAAAGACGACCUGCUGAAAAUGUUCGGCUAUUCCAAAUACAAGACUCAUUACAUCAACCAGCUUGUGAAGGACGACAAGUCUACAGUUUAUCGAAAUGGUGACCUUGUAGAUCUCUGCCAAGGUCCUCAUAUACAAAACACUCGCAAGAUUGAGUCUUUCAAGAUUAUGAAGAACUCCUCUGCAUACUUCCUUGGUGACCAAGCCAAUGACUCAUUGCAACGCAUUCAUGCCGUCUCCUUUCCUAACAAGCAAGGUCUUAAGGAAUGGGAACAUAUGCUCGAAGAGGCUAAGAAGCGUAACCAUCAGCUAAUAGGCAAACAGCAAAAAUUGUUCUUCUUUUCACAGCAAUCGCCUGGCUCACCAUUCCUUUUGCCUCACGGUACUCGCAUUUUCAAUGCUCUCCAAUCUAUGCUGAGGGACGAGUACUGGAACAGAGGUUAUCAAGAAGUACAAUCUCCGAAUAUGUACAACGUCAAUCUCUGGAAAACCAGUGGUCAUUGGCAGCACUACCAGGACGACAUGUUUCGUGUCAUAGUAAACGACGAGACCUCCGAGCCACCUCAGCCUAUGCCUCUUAGUGAUCAAAAACCUUCUGGUGCACCAGUAGCCGAUAUCAAGAAUGACGACAAAGACAAGGGAGUUUUCGCGCUCAAACCGAUGAAUUGUCCUGGCCACUGCCUUCUCUUCCGAGAUGAAGAACGCUCUUACAGAGAACUACCUUGGAGAAUCGCAGAUUUUGGUGUACUGCACCGUAACGAGGCAAGUGGUGCUCUAUCUGGCUUGACCCGUGUCCGCAAAUUCCAACAAGAUGAUACCCACAUAUUCUGUACCAAAGACCAGAUCAUGGGUGAAAUCAAAGGACUCUUCGACUUCAUGAACAGCGUCUACUCUCUCUUCGGCUUCCCUUUCAAACUCAAGCUGUCCACACGACCCGAGGGCUUCAUGGGCAAGAUCGAAGAGUGGGACGCAGCAGAAGCACAACUCAAGCAAGCCCUACAGGACUUUCGAGGUGAUGACUGGGAACUAAACCCCGGCGACGGCGCCUUCUACGGACCCAAGAUCGACAUUACCAUAUCCGACGCCCUACGCCGAGAGUACCAAUGCGCAACCAUCCAGCUCGAUUUCCAAGGUCCCCAAAACUUCAAGCUCGAAUACCGAACCGGCGAAGCCUCCCAAGAAACCGACAAAGAAGCAAGCGCAAAAGAGAGAGAGAAGGAUCCCAAUGCCCUCACCACAGGCAUGGCUCGACCAGUCAUGAUCCACCGCGCCAUCGUCGGGAGUUUCGAGCGCUUCAUCGCCAUUCUCUGCGAGCACUUCGCUGGCAAAUGGCCCUUUUGGCUCUCCCCACGACAGAUCAUGAUCAUCCCCGUCAUGCGAGGCGCGGAAGAUUAUGUCCGAGAACUCCAGCAAAUCUUCCACAAAGCAAAGAUGUAUGUUGAUGUUGACUUGAGCGGAAAUACCCUACCCAAGAAGAUUCGAAACGCGCAAAUUGAGCAGUAUAAUUUUACUUUUGUCGUCGGCGCCCAAGAACAAGAAACUCGCACCGUCAAUAUCCGUAACCGGGAUGAUCCAGCCACGCAGAAGCAGGGGCAACUUGUGCCGUUGAACAAGGCGCUUGCACAAUUGAUUGAGUUGAGAGAUAAUCGGGUGUUGGAGAGUAAGAUUGAUUUGAGUGAGUAG
Molecule: messenger RNA, 2442 nt
Organism: Lithohypha guttulata
Lineage: Eukaryota; Fungi; Ascomycota; Eurotiomycetes; Chaetothyriales; Trichomeriaceae
Gene: THS1
Product: threonyl-tRNA synthetase
Exons: 2
Coding region: 1-2442 (813 amino acids)
Biological process (GO): threonyl-tRNA aminoacylation
Cellular component (GO): cytoplasm
Molecular function (GO): ATP binding; threonine-tRNA ligase activity
Source: RefSeq, a predicted model, not a curated record